AUGUUAUCACUGGGAUUUGUUCAGAGUGUUGCAGAUCCAUGUGUAUUCAUUCGUGUCCUCAAGGAUAAGCUGACGAUUGUUACUGUUCAUGUUGAUGACCUGAUACUUUUAACGGAUACUGAAGAAGAGAUGAUCGAUCUCAAGACCGGUCUGGCAAACCACUUCAAGAUGAAGGAUAUGGGUGUACUCCACUACUGUCUAGGAGUUAGUGUUACUAUAAAGGACGGUGUAUUGCAAAUCAGUCAAGAACAGUACAUUGGUAAGAUUAUGCGAAAGUACAAAUUACAAGAUUGCAAAACGGUAUCAACGCCAAUAGAUCUUAACAUAAAACUAGUUAAGGACGAUGGAUAUAGCAAACCAGUGGAUGUCGUUCAGUACCAGUCGAUG
Molecule: messenger RNA, 387 nt
Organism: Paramuricea clavata
Lineage: Eukaryota; Metazoa; Cnidaria; Anthozoa; Malacalcyonacea; Plexauridae
Source: the annotation of a GenBank genome assembly